This is a messenger RNA of Manduca sexta (tobacco hornworm), 2368 nucleotides long. RefSeq names its product sedoheptulokinase. The record is from RefSeq and is a predicted model, not a curated record. Gene Ontology annotation, biological process: carbohydrate metabolic process. The coding region runs from base 448 to 1827 and encodes 459 amino acids. Gene Ontology annotation, molecular function: sedoheptulokinase activity. The transcript has 2 exons. Gene Ontology annotation, cellular component: cytosol. Lineage: Eukaryota; Metazoa; Arthropoda; Insecta; Lepidoptera; Sphingidae.
GAUCGCGCUUGUAUGAAAUGUGAUCCCUCACGAAAUCAACCGUUCGCCGUUUGCUCAACAGAUAAAAAAUAAGUAGGAAAUCGAAAUAUUUAUACAAGGUAGCCAAAACAGAAAUAAUUUGCACCUGUUAUCUUGAAACUAAUAUCUGUCGAAUUUUAUUUAUUAGCUUUAAGUCAGUGAACGGUUGAAGUGUUCGAUAAACAUACGGGCCACUCAUUGAGAUAACGAAUACAAACAAUCAGUCUUUAUGUAACGUUCAGUCGCAGCGCAAGGCAAACCGGGCGGGAUGCCACUAGACGCGAAUCGUAAUCCGCCGCCAGUCGCUAGUCGCCACCCGCCGCACUACAUCGCAGACUGUCGCAAUUUACCAAUUGAAGCAGACCGGUGCGCGCGUCCGUUAGCUCGGUGAUACAUCACGUAUUUUAAUUCGAAUUUAUUUUGUGUACAAUGACGGAGAAACGAUAUAUCUUGGGUAUGGACAUUGGCACGACAUCGGUGAAAGUUUGUGUAUACGAUCCGCUCGCUAAAGAAAUUGUGGCGAACCAAAACAAAGACACUGCGGCAAACAUACCCAGUGAUCAAGGGAUUGAAGGCAACAAGCAGGAUGUGCCGAAAAUAGUAUCAGCUGUACAUUAUUGUGUCUCCCGGCUCCCUAGAGAUGUCCUACGACACGUCACUAAAAUAGGAGUCUGUGGACAGAUGCACGGUGUCGUCUUAUGGAGAGAUGGGGCAUGGGAAAAAGUCGAAAAGGAUGGAAUGGUUAUACGUUUUGAGGGAACACGAGAAAACAUGUCGGCAUUGUAUACAUGGCAAGACUCAAGAUGUAAAACUGAAUUUUUAGAUUCAUUGCCAAAGCCUGAUUCUCAUUUAAAGUGCUAUUCGGGAUAUGGAUGUGCUACUCUACUGUGGAUGCUGAAGCACAAACCAGAGAAGCUGAAGAAUUUUAAAUAUUCAGCUACUGUUCAAGACUUCGUAGUAACAAUGCUUUGUGAUUUGGAGUCACCAAUAAUGUCGGAUCAAAAUGCAGCAAGCUGGGGUUACUUUAACACCACAGAUAACACAUGGAAUAUUGAUAUUCUCAAGUCUAUUGAUUUUCCAGUAGAACUCCUUCCAAAAAUUGUCAAAAGUGGGGAUAUUGCUGGGAAAUUAAACUCUUCAUGGAAUGGUAUUCCUGCAGGUACCCCUGUGGGAGUAGCUUUAGGAGAUUUACAGUGUUCUAUCAUAGCAACUCUUGAAAAUACGCAAGAUGCUGUGCUAAAUAUUUCCACAUCUGCUCAACUUGCUUUUGUAGUGAAUUCAAUUUCAGAUUUUGGCUGUAACACUAUUGAACAUUUGCCAUAUUUCAAUAACACAUACUUAGUUGUGGCAGCUUCCUUAAAUGGAGGUAAUGUAUUGGCAACAUUUGUAAAAAUGUUGCAACAAUGGAUGCUCGAGUUUGGGUUCCCAAUCCCACAAUCUAAGGUAUGGGAGAAAUUAAUAGCCUUGGGACUGGAUGCAAAAACAUCAUCAGCUAUGAGUAUAACUCCUCAUUUGCUUGGAGAAAGACAUGUACCCACCGCUAAAGCAUCAGUUGAAAAUAUUGAUCUUUCUAAUAUACAACUGGGCAGUGUUUUUAAAUCACUGUGUGAUAGCUUAAUACAGAAUUUACACACAAUGAUGCCUAAGGAUAUAUUGCGUAGUGCUGACAUAAAGAGGAUAGUGGGGAAUGGUUCUGGUUUAUCCAGAAAUGCAGUACUGCAAAGAGCUGUAGAACAUUAUUAUAGUUUGCCUUUAGAAUUUACAUGUGGAGGAGAUGCAGCUAAAGGUGCUGCUAUUGCUGUUAUAUAAAUAAAAGCUAACAUAAAUAUAAUACACAAAAUAAUUUUAAGCAAAUCAUAUCAAUAAAUGAUUUCUUACAUAAAUUACCUUGUUUUGCCUUUACAAUGCUCAGCAUUGGUGUAGCUAUGGCUUUCUCUAGAGGUGCAGCUGGUGGGAGCAAAAAUAAAAUUCAGUGACACACCUGUACCACAUAAAGCCCUGUAAGCGCAAGGCUUUUCUAAGUAGUAUCUAAUGUUGUAUAUUAAGUUAUUUUUAUUUGAUUAAUCAUUUUACUAUUACAAAACAUCUAUGAAACAUCCAUGUGAAAAUAAACAUAAAAUGAUUUGUCAUUACAUAUGUAUAAGUUGUAUUCUAAGAAGUUCUAUUUUUAUGUGCAUUUAUUGGUGCAAGCUGUCAAAGUGCUUUCAAUAAAAUAAAUUUAUUGUUAAACUGGUUUUCUUUUAUAGUAAUUUCUGCUAUAAACGAAACAAAAAAUCCUAAACUAUAAGAAUUAACAUAGUGAUGUUGAAAUUAUUUUUAACCGAUUUAAUAAAAAGGAGAAGGUUCUCAA